AUGUUACAUACCGCGUCAAGUGUCAAGGACAACUAUGGACUCGCCAUGCUAACCAACCCCGACCUAGGAACGACUGGAACGCAACUGAGACGCUACUGGACCUAUAUGAAAUCCCAAUGCCAAUCGACAUGGAUUCGGACUCGGAUAUCACAACCGCCAUUCAAAGGACCCCAUCUCCUGUUCUACGUCGUUCAACAAGGAUCCCGAAGCCGACGACUGAUUCCUCAGCCGGGCGUUCUGCCAUCCUGUUCGAGCAAGCGCGCAAAAUCGCUCGAUUAG
This is a messenger RNA of Caenorhabditis bovis, 279 nucleotides long. The record is from the annotation of a GenBank genome assembly. NCBI's taxonomy places the organism in Eukaryota, Metazoa, Nematoda, Chromadorea, Rhabditida, Rhabditidae.